GUGCUGGCCUACCUAAAACUAAACGAUUUAGAAGUAGGAGGUAUGCCUGCAAAUUUAAAUUUUGUAACAAAACGUAAGAAAACUUACUUUUAACUAUGAAUGAUUUAACAAAAUUUACUUUUUUUGCUUGCAGUUGCAGCAAUAUUUGUGGUCUACUUAGAGUAGGGUGACCAAAUGUCCCGUAAAAACGGGAUUGUCCUGUUUUUUCACAAUUGUACCCGCUGUCCUGAAAAAGUCUUUCGGGACGCCUAAAUAUCCCGUUUUUUAAACCAAACGCAUUUUCAAAUCACUAAAACUUCCUUAUAAUUUGUAAUAAAGCUUCAAGUAAUAUUUUGGCUUGCUGUGUAGUCAGUGCCAGUAGUGAUGUGGGCUCGCGUGAUGGUUGCACUGUUCCCUCUCCACCACAGUGUCCCUGCCAUAGAUCUUAUAUGUAAAUGUAUAGCGAAAGACACGAGACUUGAAGCCGGGGGUAGGGAUGUAACUUCGCAGAAACCAAUUUUGAUUCAGCUACCGCUACGUGUAAUGUGUUAGUCUUGUGUGUAUGAUCCCUGCCGGCCUGUUCGUGUCAGAGUGAAAGGUGUUUGUUUUGGGUUUUGAACUUCAUUCUUUAAUUUUAUAUUAUCUUCUCAUGUAGACAAUAAUUAUGCUCAAGCGUCAAUGUAAGUUUAUGGAGGAGUAUUUUAAAGAGUGGAACUAUAUUAAAAGGGGACGCUAUGAAAGUGGAGCCGAUUGCACAGUUUGCAAUAGCGUCUUUAGUAUUGGUCAUGGUGGACGUUCAGACAAAAAAAAACCACAUCAGUGAAACAUAUGAAAAGACCGAGUGCCCCAAGUAGAUUUCUAGGUUAGAUUUCAUAGUUAAAAUUAGUAUAAUUAAAUAAACAGUUUCCGGCCGGAGGCCUCUGAUCCCCUCUUUAGCUGGAGGGUAUUCCCCCACCCCCCAACCCAUGAAAGUGUCCUGUUUUUCCAGUUCAUGAUUUGGUCACCCUAAUUUAGAGACAUCUUCUGCCAUUGAGGCUGAGGUGUUCUUGAAUAAAAUUACAGGAUCCUCUAUUUAUCAAUAUUGAAAAACUAAUUUAAUUAUUUCAAAUCAAAUUACCUAUUAAAAUUCAUUCUAAAGACCAAAUUCUAAUAAUAUAAUGGGGCCAUCCAUAAAUUAAAAUUACUUCACCUUUUUAGUGUAUUGUGCGCCCCCCCCCCCCCCCCCCCAGCAACUUCACAAUUUAGCCAUCCUCAUGAGCAUCAUGUAUAAUAAAAGGCUGCAACUAUUCACACCCAGGUACCAGAAAUGAGAGGUUGGGAUUAAAAAACUAUUUAAAUAUUAUUGUUGGGUUUGUAAGACAAAAUUAGGUAUCAAAUGAAAGAUAAUUGAAUGGACUAUAUGUUUGUAAACUUAUUUCUUUAAUUUAACUAAAAUAAACUACCACAAGCCACAAAUGACAUUCGAAUAGCAUUGGUCAAAUGGGACCCGUGUGCGAAUGGCGGCGCUGCGUGUCCGGGACCAUUUUGACUAAAUGCUAUUGGGAUGUCAUUUGUGGUAGUUUAUUUUAGUUCAGCUGAAGAAGUAAGUUUACAAACAUAUAGUCCAUUCAAUUAUCUUUCAUUUGAUACCUCAUUUCGUCUUACAAACCCAAAAAUAUUUUAAAUAGUUUUUUAAUCCCAACCUCUCACUUCUGGUACCCAGGUGCGAAUAGCCACUUUGAUAAUAAAAAAUAUUGUAAACUCUUUGCCCCCUCCAAGCAUGACUUCAUUUUUGGAUGGCCCCUAUUACUAAAUAAUGAUUAAUCAUUGGAAUGUGAUUGAAUUUUGAUAAACCUACCGAGCAUGUGUUUUUAAGUUAUCCUUGAAGGGGAGAAAACGGUAAAUAAUUACAUAUGCUAACAUACAAUAUAUGGUUUUAAGUUAUAUAAUUUCAUUAACUGUAUUUAACUACGCUAAAAUAUGAGAUUAUUGAAAUAAGCAUCCCUUUCUUUACCUGCCACAAUGGACCAUUUUGAGGUUAAAAUUAGGACUUUUUCCUUGCUGAUUAGUAGUUAAAUGUCAAAUUUUCUAUCUAUUAAUUAGACUACUAAAAGUAGGUCUACUGAUAAUCAGUAGACCAUAGGCAUAGACUAAAACUAAAUUCUGUCUUUAGAAGAAUUUCCAAUUACAGGUCCUUACAAAUACAAUAUUUAUAUUUUAAAAAAAGAAAAAUAUUCAUUCAUUGAAAAUGAUUUGUUUCUUAUGACAUUAGCGAUGGUGAUACUCACCUUGUUCAGACUUGGUUUGCCCAUUGCUUGACUGAUUACUGGUAGAAGCAAUUUCUUAUUACCAGUAUAUCAAUCUGUUAUUGUUGUUUUGGUAUUUCAUUCUUAUUAUGAAACAGUUAUCACAACAUAAAUUCAAAAUAUGGGCCGGUUACACUGUUAGUACAAAAAAAAUUCGUACAUUUAAAUGUAAGGAAAAUAGGAAUUUUAAAACUAAAUUUUGAUGGGCUAUUUCUAGCAUUAUUACAAAUUAUUAUAAUCAUAAAUAUAAAACUUGUAUUAUAUGGCAAGAUUCACUUGGGAUCUUUUUGUAUUUAUGCUCUCUUUGCCCAUCACACAUUUGGCAUUCUUUACAAAAAAGCAGUAUUAAUAUACCUUAGUCUAUACAUAGUACAAAAAUUCAAAUAUUCUCUUGAUAUUGGCCUAUAUGCAUGCUUCAGGGUAAUAAGGGGAGAGACUUCAAUAAGGUUAGCAAAAUAAACAAAAAGUUUUACCGAACCUGCCGACAUGUUUGUUGUUUUGGUGCACUCCUUUUUUCAGGUUUAACCUUACUUUGUUUCACCCAUUCCUAUGCAUACUUCAUAGCUACACAAUAAAUUAUUAUCAACUUUGAAAUUAUAUAAUAUUAUUUCUUUUGAAAAUAAUAAAAUAAUACUGUUUCUUUUACUCUUGCAGAUGUCAAAUACCUAACCAUGUUAAGGUAUCUCUCAAACAGAUGUCAAACUUUGCUAGGUUCAGUUUCAAGAUCAUAUCACACAACAUGGAAUGAGUUGCCACGGAUUACUUGCCCUAAAAAAAUAGAAAAAAAAAUAGAAAAACACAAAGAAAAGAAGCUUGCAAAAGUCCUUUUAUCACGGCGACAGGCUAGGCACAGUGGUCCACUUAUUGUUUCAUGUAAAAGAAAAGGAUACAACCAUUAUCAAGGUGACAGUUUCAAUGAGUUUGACAUACAAAAACUUGUUAGUUGUGGUUGGAAAAAUAAGAAGAGAAUAGGCGAUCAUUUCACGUUAAUGCCAUUUUCAGAUAAUCCAAGUAUUGAAACAGAAGAAAUAUGCUCAUUUCCUGACCUAGGUAUAAAUGAAAAAGUGAAUGCUGGUUUAAAGGAGAUUGGCAUUCAAUCUCCUACCAAAAUUCAAAAAUCUGCCAUACCUGUGUUAUUGCAGGGCCAAAGUGCUAUUUGUGCAGCAGAAACAGGCUCAGGGAAGACACUGGCUUACAUUCUACCAGCUAUUGAAUGGAUACUUCAGUACAAAAGAACUUUAAAGACUUUGGAGUCAGGUGUGGAUAGCAAAAUUACCAAUAUAAACUGCCCAAACACAAUAGUUUUAACACCCAAUCGAGAGUUAACUUUACAAGUUAUGGCCAUUGCAGAAUCCUUAACCAAAUAUGCUGAUUUCACCCCUUUCACUGUAACGGGACAUGAAGCAGUUUUAGAGAGAAAAAUUCUAAAUCCAAUGGAUAUGCUAAUAACCACACCUGGUGCCCUUAAAAAACUACUUAAACGAAAGAGUAUUCACUGCAACUUUUUACAACAUAUGGUUAUAGAUGAAUCCGAUACUUUGUUUGAUGAUUCCUUUGCCCCGGACAUGCAUGAGAUAUUCAGGAUGUCUCGUAUUCAGCCAGCUGAUGAAACAGAUAAGAGACUCCCGUUAUUGAUAGGUACUCAGAUAGUUUUGGUCAGUGCUACAAUGCCUGUAGCUUUGGAAAAAACGCUUGGAGAAUUUUUACCCUUAGAGUCCAUGGUAAAAGUAUCAACUCAGGGUCUUCAUCAUCUCCAGCCUCAUGUAAAGCAGACAUUUUUACGAAUUAAUAAUCAAAGGAAACCAGAGAAACUUAUUGAGUUGGUAAAAUUAAACAUUGAAAAAAAUCACCCAACAAUAGUGUUUGCUAACAAUAAUAAAACAUGUUAUUUUGUGCAUAAACUCCUUGGGGAAAAUGGGGUAGAAUGUCUACAACUCAGUGGUGAGAUGUUACCAAAAGAAAGGCGUGGAGUUUUUGAAAAGUUUAGGGAUGGAUUUUGUAAUGUUCUGGUGGCUACUGAUAUUGCAUCUCGGGGACUGGAUACUGUGAAUGUACAGCAUGUGAUAAACUAUGAUUUUCCCACUUUCAUAUCAGAUUACAUUCAUCGUGUCGGAAGAGUUGGGCGAGUUGGGGGAACAGAUGCUGGUGAGGUCACAUCUUUAAUCUCAGAAAAAUGGAAUGUGGAAUUGGUAUGGAAAAUUGAAAUUGCAGCUAGAAAAAGAAGGAAGUUGCGUGAUGUAAAUGCAAAUAUUAAACAGAAGCUUGAUGAAAAGAAAAUGAAAAUGGAUAAAUUUGAACUAAACAUUAUUUAAGAUGACUGUUUAUAACUAAUAAGCAAGGAAUAUUUUAUUUACUUGACUACCAUGAAUAUAAAAAAAAAACUAGUAAAACAAAUGAUUUGUAGUAUCUUUUUUUAUUAUUGUUAUUGUAUCAUUUUAUAUAUAUGCUGUGAUUCAUAGACAAUAAAUGGGAUGAGGAGUUGGUGCAAUGUCACAAUAAAAAAAGACAUAAAUUAUUAAAAGCUUAGCACCUGAGAUUAAAAAGAGAAAUAACCAGGAAAAAAAUUUAUUCAAAUCUAAAAAGAAAUUAUUUCUUAAAUGUUUUAAUUAUUUUUUUUUCUGAAUUAUGCUGAGCAUAUCUUUAAAAAAAAUAAUUAUAUAGAACUCUAGUACUUUCGAUUUCAGUGGAUCUUCCUGCUCUCUUCUAACAAAAUUUUGCAAAAAAUGUACUUUCCAAUAGAGAAUACUUUAUCAGAUGUUAUCAAAAGUCUUUCUUUUAUGUACGGGUUACUAGGGUAAUUAUGUACUGGGGUAAAGUGAAUUUUUGUUAAAAAUCUUUGAGGGAUAUUUAUGAGUUUCUCUUUUGUUUUUGACUAGAUUGGGAUUGGACGGUACAGUAAUUAAAAAAGGAUUAAUGGGGUGGGCUUCUUGCCUAAACCAACUCUUUUAUACUCCACUAUUCCAUGCUGGGGGAUAUGAGCUAUAGUUCAGUAAUCUCUCAUUCGUUUAUCAGUGUAAACACAUAAAUAAAAAUAUAAGAAAUAAUUGCAUAAUAAAUAUUCUUUGGCUAUUAUCUUUUUUUUCCUUCAUAUUCAUAUUUUACUUUUCAAUUUCAAGGGACAUUUGCUGGAUAGAAUAGUUAGAGCAUUACUUCAACAGUAUAAUGGACUCCUCAAAAAGCAAAAUAAAUUACCGUAAUAAAUAACUCUUGAUUGUCUUUGAGACACCUAUUUUUUUUUUUUUACAUCAGUGUGUUGUCAAAUUCUAGCCUGCUGGAAAAUUUUCCAGGU
Messenger RNA from Lymnaea stagnalis (great pond snail), 5553 nucleotides. Lineage: Eukaryota; Metazoa; Mollusca; Gastropoda; Lymnaeidae. The record is from the annotation of a GenBank genome assembly.